Molecule: messenger RNA, 2117 nt
Organism: Punica granatum (pomegranate)
Lineage: Eukaryota; Viridiplantae; Streptophyta; Magnoliopsida; Myrtales; Lythraceae
Source: RefSeq, a predicted model, not a curated record
UUGAAUUUGAGCUGGGUCGCUGCAAAGAUUUGGUUUUUAUCUAAACGAUCAGAGCGGACUUGUCUCAUGGGACUGUGUGUGUUUUACGACUACGAGGAAGCCACCUCUCAGAAAGACAGCAACUUUGCCCUGUAGACAGUCUCUGGGGUCAAAUGUUCUUUAGCUAUUUGAUCUGCAUCAAUUCAUGUUGGAUUAAUUUUUAUUUUGGAGAAAUAUGUUCCUCUGGUUCCUUUGGUGGCCAUGGUUUUUUUGCAGAGCCAUUUAUGCAAUUCUCGGCUUGGCUUUCUGAAAGAGUUCAUCUGACUAGCCCGAGAUAGAGUUGAGUUGAGCUCGAACCGAUCCUCAAAUGGAAUUUUCUCGCCUCUCGUUGUUCGUCCUCUUAGCUUCUCUUCCUGCAGUUUUGUGUCAUCGAGUUACGCUUAUAGUUGAUGGCACCAAAACGAUUGCCGAAACGGAUGAGGAUUUCAUCUGUGCAACUCUCGAUUGGUGGCCUCACGACAAGUGCAACUACAAUAUAUGCCCGUGGGGAUACACAUCUGUCUUAAACUUGAAUCUGUCCCAUCCUUUUCUUGCACACGUGAUCCAAGCUUUCAAGAAUUUAAGGAUCAGGAUUGGGGGUUCUCUUCAAGACCAAGUAGAGUACGAUAUUGGAAAGCUCAGGUUUCCAUGCCACCCGUUCCGGAAGGACAGAAGUGGCCUUUUUGGCUUCUCUAGGAGCUGCUUACGCAUGAGCCGGUGGGAUGAACUAAAUCAUCUGUUCAGCAAAACCGGGGCCCGCGUGACUUUCGGCUUAAAUGCACUCUAUGGAAGGCGCCAACUCAGAAAGGGUGUUUGGGGAGGAGAUUGGGACUCCACCAACGCUUAUGAGUUUAUGAAAUACACAGUUGCGAAAGGAUACCCUGUAGAUUCCUGGGAAUUUGGCAAUGAGCUCAGUGGGAGUGGAAUCGGAGCGAGUGUUGGGGCAGAACAGUAUGGGAAAGACUUGAUUGCCCUUAAAGGUAUCAUUGAUCAGAUAUACAAGAAUCAUGAUCCGAAGCCUUCAGUCAUAGCACCGGGAGGGUUCUUUGAUCAAGAUUGGUAUGCAAGGCUUCUGCAGGUUUCGGGAUCAGGCGUGAUUGAUUUCAUGACACAUCAUAUAUACAAUCUCGGUCCAGGUUCUGAUCCGAAUCUCAUUAGCAAGAUAUUGGACCCUAACUACUUGAACCGGAUAUCAGACACAUUCAGCAAACUCAAAGAGACCAUCCGGAAGAAUGGCCCGUGGGCAUCUCCAUGGGUUGGUGAGUCGGGCGGAGCUUAUAACAGCGGCGGACUGGGGGUUUCCAAUACCUUUGUGAACAGCUUUUGGUACUUGGAUCAGCUUGGAAUGGCAGCAAAAUACAGCACUAAGGUUUAUUGCCGGCAGAGUCUGAUCGGCGGGAACUAUGGUCUGCUUAACACCACCACUUUCAUCCCUAACCCAGAUUAUUACAGUGCACUUCUAUGGAAUCGGCUUAUGGGCAAAGGCGUUCUCUCUAUAGACAUUGACUCUCCAUCCCCUUUGCGGAGUUAUGCCCAUUGCUCAAGAGGAAGAGAAGGUGUAACUCUGCUUCUGAUCAACUUCAGCAAUGAGACCAACUAUAAGAUCAGCGUCCGGAACAGGAUGAACUUAAGAUUGAGAAUCAAGGAGUCGAUGGAUAACAGAGAGAGCAUUAUUCUUAGAGGCCUGAAAAAGAUGGUCUCUUUCAUCGGGAUAGGAGCAUCAGAGGCAUCACUGAAGAGAGAAGAGUACCAUUUGACUCCGAGAGAUGGUUUUCUGCAGAGCCAAACAAUGCUUUUGAACGGGACUCCUUUGGAUCUCACCGAAGACGGGAAGAUUCCGACUUUGGAGCCAUCACUUGUUGGUGUGAAUUCUCCCAUCUCCAUUGCUCCUCUGUCCAUUGCUUUCGUCGUUCUUCCUAAUUUUGAUGCUCCAUCCUGUGUUUGAUGGGUCAUCAUUUUGUCUUUCAAUUUAUAUUUUGGUUGUUCCUGUUCUUUUAGAUAUUCAACUGAAGAUAGAUGUAUUGCUCCGUGCCAUUGUAAUUAGUAAAUAUCCCUACAAGAUGCUCUAUACAUGCAAGUUGAAUAAAAUUUGAUAUCAA